ACGAAACAGAAACGAAAGGGGCGGGCGGGCACAUGUACGCGGAGCGCAGAGCAAAAAUCUUCACCGAGAGAGAAGAACAGAAGCUGAACGAAAACAUUCGGUGGGCUUCGACUUGUCCGCUGCAGAAUCCGUCACUAUGUCUUCUCGUGAUGUUGGACCUGCCCUUCCGCCUCACAUGAGGAGAAGCCACGGGAAUACUCUUGAAGAUGCAGGAAGUAGCUCGUACAGGACACAAGAUGAAGAGAGGAGUAGGCACAAAUGGGAUGACAGGAGGAAGCACAGAGAAAAGUAUGAUGAUAGGGACAGGCUAAGGGACAGUGACAGGGAUAGGUAUAACAGAGAGAAGUACAGGGACAGGGCAAGCUAUUAUACUUCAGAGAGGGAUCAUGUUAGAGCUAAGGGUAAAAGAGAGGAAGAAGAAAGAACCAGACCCUCAAGUGGACGUGCAGGGCAAGCAGAAAAACAGAGACAUGAAGGCUCUUCAAAGCGCAAUAAACGAUCAAAAACUGAUCGAACUUACAACACCGAUACUGAAGAGUCAUCUGACGACAGUUGCUCUGACAAUCAGAAAUGGACUAAAGAACCUGAUUCGGACUGUGAACCUGAGUCUGAAACCUCAGAAUUGGAACCAGAAUCAUCAAAAUCACCGAAAACAGAUGAGGUGAGUCCACAUAAAGGCCCCAAGAUAAGCGACAGCAGUCAGAUAGGACCUGCUUUACCUCCCCAUUUAUUUGAUCAGACCAGAACAAAAUCCCUGAACAGUGAUUCAAGUGACUCUGAAACUUCCAAACCAACCAGAGGAAAGGAAAGCCUCACUCAAAAUAUUGAAAUAGGGCCAGCCUUGCCUCCCACCUUAGAAACCAAAUUCCUAAACGAAACGAAUGACGAUGAUGACAAUGUAGGGCCAGCUUUACCCCCUCACCUACGUAAAAAUGUGAAAAUCAAUGAAGACAGUGACGAAAAUGCUGAUAGAAUAGGGCCAGCUCUUCCACCUAAUCUCUGUGCAAAAGUGGAAAUUGAUGAAGAAGACAGUGACAAUGAUGACAGUAUAGGGCCUGCCCUCCCUCCUCAGCUCCUGAAUCAAGAACGAAAUAUCAAAGUGGUUCCACCUUCUCCCUCACACAAGAUGAGUUCCAAUCAAAUUGGACCUGCUCUUCCUCCUCAUUUGAAGAAAGACCAAGGCUCUGACAGUGAAACAGAGUUGAAAUCAGUGGGUCCUGUCCUGCCUCCCAAAUUGAAAGAACGUUCAGCAUUGGGCCCUGCGCUUCCCCCAGGAAUGGAUCUUGACCUAUUGGAUGAAAAGAUGAGUAAUGCUAGCAGUGAUGAUGAAGUUGUAGGACCACUUUUACCUGAAGAAAUGAUAAAAAGCGGCAAGAACUAUAACGUUCAGGCCCAGCUAGAAAGAAAUGCUGCUGCUAUCAAACGAAAAAUGGAGGAAAAGGAUUUGCCUGAUGUUUCCACAAGACGAGAGGAAUGGAUGCUAGAGUUGCCUCCCGAAGGUACUGUGGACCUUGGUUUGGGACCCAGAAGUUUCCGAGCUCGUGGAGCUCCAGAGAAAGGAGCAGAUCGAUCAAUGUGGACUGAUACGCCUGCUGAUAAAGCUCGCAAGGAAGAAGAAGCCAAACGACGGUUUGAACUCGGCAUUUCUACUACAGAGGAUGUGAAGAAAGCCGGAAUAUCCAAACAAAUGUCAAGUAAAGACAAAUCAAUGGAGACUAUUGUUAAAAAACAUAAGAGAUCCAAGGAAUCCCUUUUAGAUGCCCAUCAAAAGAAAAUCAAAGAAGAGAAAAAGAAGAAAGAAAAGGCAGGUGCCAAACAGGAACGACGUCCAUUUAAUAGAGAGACUGACCUAAAAGUCAAUGUUUUUGAUGACGCCCAGAAGAAAGCUAUUUACAAGAAGGCUCAAUUACUUGAUAGCAGAUUUUCUAGGGGAGAAACAAAGUAUUUGUAGUUUUCAAAAAAUUUGAAGGCCAGACCACAUGUUUCAAAACUUUUCAUGUUUUCCCAAAAAGAGAACAUACAUAAGUUUACUGGGCUUCUGAUUGUUAAAAUUUAUUUGCCUUAACUGUCCAGUUUGCUUAAGAAGUUCUAUUCUUUCUGUGUAAUAUUAUUUAUUUUUCCUUUGACAAAAAUGUUCAUCUUUUUUACAAGUUUUACUUCUCUUUGUCAAGUAUGCAAAAUAAAAUAUCAAUCCUAUCUUUAUUAA
Thrips palmi is the source of this 2206-nucleotide messenger RNA. RefSeq names its product GPALPP motifs-containing protein 1. NCBI's taxonomy places the organism in Eukaryota, Metazoa, Arthropoda, Insecta, Thysanoptera, Thripidae. The record is from RefSeq and is a predicted model, not a curated record.